Molecule: messenger RNA, 1855 nt
Organism: Closterium sp. NIES-65
Lineage: Eukaryota; Viridiplantae; Streptophyta; Zygnematophyceae; Desmidiales; Closteriaceae
Source: the annotation of a GenBank genome assembly
UAACAUUCAUGCAGCAAUGCCAGACGGCAUGGGGGCAGACGUUCGCUGGGUGGAGUGGCACAGCACCAGAAUGCACAACUGCCACCGGCCUCACAUGCGACGCCUCCGGCUUUAUUGUGAUGAUGCAACUGCGCAACUACAAGCUGGCAGGGCAGAUUCCUAGCACCAUCAGCCUUCUCAACAAGAUGACUCAAUUUGAUAUUGGAAGUAACCAGGCUACAGGGAGCAUUCCUGCAACCGUGACUGCACUCAGCCUGCUGAAACACCUGGCUUUAAGCAACAACACACUCACGGGCGGGAUUCCGUCUGACAUUGGAUUGCUCACAAGCCUGACGACCCUCAAUCUCAACAUCAACGCGCUUUCAGGAACCAUCCCCAGUUCAAUCUCCGGUCUCAGUUCACUAUCGAUUCUGAAUCUUGCCACGAACCAGCUCACAGGCAACAUCCCUCCUCAAAUGAGCGCGCUGAACAAGCUAUCACAACUUGAUCUUUCAAGCAACCUGCUCACAGGAUCCAUUUUUUCUAGUUUGAGCACACUCUCUCUUCUCACUACCCUGAAUCUCUAUAACAAUAAGUUCACCGGAUCCAUCAACGCUGCUGCAAUAGGGGCCAUGACGAAACUCGUAACCCUCAAUCUCCGCACCAACUCGCUCACAGGAUCCCUGCCCUCCACGCUAUCAAAACUCACCGCACUUUCAACUCUAUCCCUGUAUAGCAACCAGAUCUCCAGCACUUUCCCUGCUGGCAUGAGCAUGCUCGCAAAGCUUACAAAUGUGCAACUGAACAACAAUCUACUCAGUGGUAAUAUUCCUUCAGGUGUUGGUUCAUGGACAAAACUGUCGUACCUAGACUUGUCAGACAAUACGCUGAGUGGCAGCCUUCCCGCUUCCAUCAGCGCACUCACUGCAGUGUCUCGACUGGACAUUGCAAACAAUCAGCUGACUGGCGGGAUUCCUGCUACCAUCAGUGCACUCAGCCUACUCGCACGCCUAGACCUUUCGAUCAACCAGUUUACAGGGAGAAUUCCUUCCACUGUUAGUGCUCUCACAGCGCUCACGUAUCUGUCCCUCCAAUCCAAUUCACUCACAAACUCUAUCCCUGCUCAGAUUGGUUCCGCAACAAGGCUUUCGUACCUGAUGCUACAGUACAAUGGAAUCAAUGGCUCUAUACCUGUUGAAAUUGGUGCUUUGUCAAAACUGGUGACCCUGAAUAUCUCAAAGAACGACCUUUCGGGGAGCAUCCCUGCCAGUAUUAGUGGUUUCACUCUACUCAAUAACCUGUAUCUCCAAUACAAUGGACUCACUGGCUCCAUCCCUGCUGAGAUUGGUGCCAUGACCAAACUUCUGUGGCUGGAUAUGUCAAACAACCAGCUGUCUGGCAGUAUUCCCUCUACCAUCGGUGUACUCACCUCAGUUUCCCUCGUGUCUCUUCAGAGAAACCAGCUCACGGACGCUAUCCCUGCUUCAAUCGGCUCACUUUCAUCUGUAUCAUUCCUCUCCCUCGCUUAUAACCAGCUCAACAGCUCAAUCCCUUCCACCAUUGGCUUGCUCACGAAGCUGGUAUACCUGGAUCUUCAAUGCAACAUGCUUUCAGACGGCAUCCCUGCCAGUAUUAGCACUCUUUCUAGGCUCAGUACCCUGAUGUUAAACACCAACACCCUCACGGACCCCCUACCUUCAAGCAUUGGCUCGCUCACAGGAUUGUCAUUUCUAUCUCUUUAUUACAACCAGGUCUCUGGACCCAUCCCUGCCUCCAUCGGCUCCCUCACCAAACUUACAUUUCUGGGCUUUUAUGCUAACAGCUUUUCGGGCCAGAUCCCUCCCUCCAUCUCCUCGCUAAAAAAUCUCAACACCCU